Messenger RNA from Centruroides sculpturatus (bark scorpion), 2003 nucleotides. RefSeq lists its product as uncharacterized. The record is from RefSeq and is a predicted model, not a curated record. The transcript is spliced from 2 exons. The coding region runs from base 933 to 2003 and encodes 356 amino acids. NCBI's taxonomy places the organism in Eukaryota, Metazoa, Arthropoda, Arachnida, Scorpiones, Buthidae.
AUGAGCCACUUCCUUACGGCUUUCAUAACGGGACACGGAUACUUUAACGCGUACUUUCACAAGCAAGGUCACGCCAGCUCAAACCUCUGCGACUCCUGUGGGGUCCCCGAAGAUCCAGACCAUGUUAUAUAUGACUGCAUCCGGUUGGAAAAGGUCCGGCAAGAACUGCUAUCCACCUGCAACUCCCUUCACCUUCUGUGGCCUGUGCCAAAGUACCAACUGGUUGACGACGGUAGACUCUACCCAAACUUUGAAACCAUGGUAAAGAUACACCAUAAGUUCAAAAAGGUUACCUGAGGUUUUCAACAUGCUGCAGUGCCAUCUACACACAACAGAUCCCUGUAAUCAACUACUCCGGUAUCGUGGACGUACAAGUGUCGCACUUUACUUUACUUUAUUAUAUCCUAUGUUCAUCUUAUUAAUAUAUUGUAUUGUAUUGUAUUCAUAUCUUAUUCUAUGUAUUUUAUUUGCUAUAUUUUGUAUUUUCUCUAGAUGCAAUGUAUGUAUUGAUAGUCUGUAAAAACCCUGCAAAGCUAUGCAAAGCGGGGUGAUAAUAAAAUGGAACUGUCGACCCAGUAGGGCUAAGAUAGCCCGACCUGGAAGACUAGUUCCGACAAAAUUGAAAAAAAAAAAAUUGUCCCUAUCUACUAUGAGGGCGCUAAACGGCUUAGUCAAUGGAUGCAGGAGAAUUUUGCUCUGUAUUCGAAUUGAGUUUUUGCUGAAAUUUUUACUUUAAGCUCUAAGUGUUAUAUAUUUCUGGAUAGCAUUUUCCAUGUGGAUUAAGAAUCUGUUAAGUUUUUUAACGUACGACAAUUUUUCGCGUAGUUAUUAGUUUUUGAAAACUGAAUACUUUUAAAAUUUUCAACAUUCUUCUACGACUGUCGCCAUAGUAACGGUCCAUAGAAGAUUCCAGAAUUUUUACCGGAAGUCUGAUGGCUAUUGAAGAAUUUCUGGAGGAAUCUGAGGAAGCCAUUGAGGAUUUAAAGAGAUAUUUCCGUAAUAACCCAAAAGGGCGAUUGGGUACCGAGGAACAUAUUAGAUUUAUUACAGAUAAAUUUAUUACCUUAGUGAAGAGCGCCGAAGAGGUAAUUAGGAAAAAUUCCAUAUCAGAUUUCCUGCUUCAGAAAUUUGAUUUGUUGGCAACGAAAGAGGAUGUCAAACAGCUGCUUGUUGCUCAGAGUGACAAAAAUUUAGAGGCUAUUCAGGAAGUGAAACAGACUAUUUGUGACUUAGAAAAACCUCCACUUUUAGGGGUGGAAGGUUCUCAAGGGACUACUGCUCUGUCAUAUAGAGAUAUUUUACAACGCGAUCUUAAUUCUUUGAAGAAUACACAGUCUGAAAAGGAGUCCUCGUUACCAACAUACACUGUUCUAGUUUACAAUGAUAAUAAAGAGAGCACAUCGGAAGAGACUAAGACACUGCUCACUAAUUCUUUUGAUCAAAGAUUGCAUAAGGUGCCUGUCAAGCGUAUUCGUAAGAUUAACAAGGGUGGAAUUGCUGUUGAUUUUCCUAUCAGAGAGGAGGCUGAAUACUUUCAGGAACAAUUAGACAAAAUAGAAGGAUUAAAGGCACGAAACGCAAGACGGCGUCUUCCUCUUAUGAAAGUGACUUCAGUCCCGAACUCAGUUACCAAAGAGGACCUACUAGAAUACCUGCUUGAACAGAAUAUUUUUUCACAGAAGUACACGAUGGAGGAGUUUAAAAAGGUUUUAAACAUUCGAUUUUCAAUCAAACAGAGAAAUGACGAGUUUUUAUCGUGGGUAUUAGAGAUGUCACCGGAGGUUAGGGCAAUGACUAAAAAACAAGGAUAUCUUUAUGUUCAGUGGAAAACGUGCAAUGUUUAUGAUUUUUUCCCUGUACAAAGUGCUACAAAUGUCUUGCUUUUGGACAUUUGGCAGCAAGUUGCCCAUCACCGAAGAAAGUUUGUAGCCAUUGUGGUGAUGAUCAUUUGUUUAAGACAUGUACAAAGAAAAGUGAAAAGCCUAAAUGUGCUAAUUGUUUGA